This is a messenger RNA of Dreissena polymorpha, 1838 nucleotides long. Its product is annotated as mannan endo-1,4-beta-mannosidase-like. Lineage: Eukaryota; Metazoa; Mollusca; Bivalvia; Myida; Dreissenidae. Bases 695 to 1810 code for a protein of 371 amino acids. Gene Ontology annotation, molecular function: hydrolase activity, hydrolyzing O-glycosyl compounds. The transcript is spliced from 7 exons. The record is from RefSeq and is a predicted model, not a curated record.
UAAAUCCAGAGGGCGACAAUGCGAUAGUGCGAAAGUUUGAUGGCGACAAUGCGAUAGUACGAUGGCGACAAUGCGAUAGUACGAUGGCGACAAUACGACAACGCGAUAGUACGAUGGUGACAAUGCGAUAGUACGAUUACAACAGUGCGACAAUACGAUGGCGACAGUGCGAUAGUACGAUUGCGACAAUGCGAUAAUACGAUGACGACAGUGCGACAAUACGAUGGCGACAGUGCGAAAGUGCGAUGGCGACAAUGCGAUAGUGCGAUAAUACGAUGACGACAGUGCGACAAUAAGAUGGCGACAAUGUGAUAGUACGAUGGCGACAAUGCGACAUUGCGAUAAUGCGAUGGCGACAGUGCGACAAUACGAUGGCGACAAUGCGAUAGUACGAUGGCGACAAUGCGAUGAUACGAUGACGACAGUACGAUAUGACUAUCGCAUUGCCGCCAUCGUUAUAUCGCGUUGUCGCAUUGUCGCCAUCGUGCUAUCGCAUCGACCCCGUCUGGAUUUUAAUGUGUAAUAACGAUGGCCCUAACGGUAUUCCGUAUCAAUGCCAGCAUACUCGGCGAGCCACCGGACCAAUCGUUUGGUCUAAUUUAUGCCACAAAUCGCCCUCUGAUCCAGAGUGCAACCGUACGCUACACUGAUAUAAACAAGUUUGUCAGUCAAGAGAGUGGGAAAGAGAUAAGCGAUGCUGCGAUUCCUUGUGUGUUUACUCGUGUUGGUAAAAGGCGUUCACAGUGGUCGUCUUCAGGUGCAGGGGAGUAACCUUGUCAAAGAUGGUCAACGCGUGUUCUUGUCAGGCACGAACCUUGCAUGGGUGAACUACGCCCAGGAUUUCGGACACAAUCACUACAGUGGUGUACGAAGCAAAAUGGAGCAAAUCCUUAACGAACUGCACGCGUCUGGUGGAAACUCCAUUCGAAUCUGGCUGCAUAUAGAGGGUCAGACAACACCCGAGUGGACCAAUGAUGGUCACGUGUCUGGAAUGGACGCCACCCUCGUCAGCGACUUGCGCAGUUUUCUCCAAUCUGCGCAACGUCUCAACAUCCUCGUGUUUAUCGUCCUCUGGAAUGGAGCAAAAAACGAACAGUAUCACUACAGGUUAAAUGGCCUGAUUGUGGAUACCAACAAACUCCAGAGCUACAUAGACAAGUGCCUCCAGCCAAUGGUCCAUGCCCUUAAAAACGAGCCCGCCCUUGGUGGCUGGGAGAUCAUAAACGAACCGGAAGGGGAAAUGAUACCCGGUCACCAUGACAGCAACCCUUGUCGCGACACCAGUGCGCUGGAAGGAUCUGGUAUGGGAUGGGAGGGCAGGUUGUAUACGGCAGACCAAAUACAAAGGUUCAUUAACUGGCAAGCAGACGCGAUUCGAAGAGAAGACCCGGGUACCAUGGUCACGGUUGGAACGUGGAACCCCAAGCCAAAUACGGACAGAUUUGGCUUCAAGAACCUGUACAAAGACUCGUGUCUGAUUGAUGCAGGUGGGAGAAGUCAGGGUACAUUGACCUUCUAUCAGGUGCAUACGUACUCCUAUCAGGGACAUUGGGACGGUUAUUCACCAUUUCAGAAACACUACAAUGACUACGGAUUGGACAAACCCCUGGUCAUCGGAGAGUUCCGUGAGUCGGAGGCGGCCGGUUUGAAGAUCACUGACCUCUACAACUACGCGUAUUACUAUGGUUACUCUGGCGCGUGGGGCUGGCAUGCCAUCGAAAACAACUGGGGAAACAUCCGGACUGGUAUCGAGUGGUUGAGAGGGAGGAAUGACCAGCAGAAAGGCGGUCUCGUUAAUUUCCGUGUUUAAUGGAUAAAUAAAGUUGGAUAAAAAAUAA